AUGGCGGAUUACGACACAUACGACGAUCGGGCCUACAGCAGCUUCGGGGGCGGCAGAGGGUGAGAGUGACCGGGGUGCACCGACAUGGAGAUACCGGGGCUCCGAGCGGGGGAGGGCAAAGCUAGCAUGUAGCCUUCACAUGUAUUAUGCACACACACCCCAUAUCUCACACACACACACAGUGACUGCGUGCUGGGCACACGGUGCGAGCUCCACACACGGUGUGUAUUGUGUGCAGCCCCGGCCCCGCAUUGUUGCUGUGAUCCCAUUAUUAUGAUGGGUGGUGGGCGAUCCCCCAGCAGAUUACCAAUCCCUGAUCGAUAUGUUUAGAGCAUGUGUCCCCCUACAUGGGAGCCCAUAUGAGCAGUGUUUGUGUUGGAUCGUGGCUAGACUGGAUUUGCCAUUAUGAAUGGUGAGUCGACUUGGCUACCACGUGAGAUAAGAGCCGGGUAACACCGAGUGGCUAGUAGGAAGCCCCUAUAGCUAGGCCAGAUGGCCAGGCAGGGGGUGAUGGCUGCUGGGGGGGGCCCCUGAUGGCCAGGCAGGGGAUGGUGGCUGCUGGGGGGGGCCCCUGAUGGCCAGGCAGGGGAUGGUGGCUGCUGGGGGGCCCCUGAUGGCCAGGCAGGGGGGCCCCUGAUGGCCAGGCAGGGGAUGGUGGCUGCUGGGGGGCCCCUGAUGGCCAGGCAGGGGAUGGUGGCUGCUGGGGGGGGGGGGGCCCUGAUGGCCAGGCAGGGGAUGGUGGCUGCUGGGGGGGCCCUCAUGGCCAUGUAUGAUGGGUGGUGUAUAAGUUACCCUGGCAGUGGAUAUUUGUGAUGUUCUCUAUCAGGGUGGUAAAAUGGAGAGACCAUUCUCCUUUCUCUUUUUUAAGAUGAUGGGCAGCACACACCGAGUCUCCUGCUUUGCCCUCUGUGGAGCACUUCUUUCACAAGUUUACACCAAAUGCACUUCAUAUUGUACAGCACUAUAUAAAUAAUAAAAUAAGAAUAAUAUUAAACAGCAUGUCUUAUUGAAUGGCUGACUGUAACUUCCUGCCUGUAGGGGGAUUUAUUGCACUGCACAUGUACUUUAGUCUUCCAGGGAAUACUGAUUCAGGUCACACCUGGUGGUAGUAGUAUUUAUUUACUUAUUUGAAUUGUGAAUUCUUGAUGUUAUCGGACUAUAAGAAUGAACAAUGGAUUGGGAAAUGCACACACUAAUAGCCAUUAAUUUACCAUGUGCUUCAAGCUUAAAUUGACGUUGCCACUUUUGAAUCUUUACGUGGGUUAGAAAUCUGAAAAGUAAUACCCAUGAUUGCUCAUAUUUUGUAUAACAUUGUGGAAUAAUUGUUCUUCAUAGUUGUAUGUGAGGUAGACUUUUUCUAAGGUUUACCUAUAGAUGGGAAGGCAACACAAAAGUAAAUUUCAGAUUCUUUAUAAAAAGGAAAAAAGCUCUUGUAUAUUACUAAAGAAUUUCAUUGAAAUUUCAGAUAAAUUGAAAUAUCAAACACAGGGACCCUUUUUCAUUAUAUAGGUGUCUAUUUUUGGUAAAACAUGUCUGGAACUAAAGUUCACUUGUACUUGCCACUAUCUUACAAUAUUUCAUCUAAUUGUGAUAUUGAAUGGAAGAAGUUUGUUUCAAAGUAAUUUACAAUACAUACCUUUGGCAUGUGCACAUUUAUGGCAUACACAAUAUGUCAUUGCUCCUAUGCUAGGAGCUCAUGGUAAGUACGUGAAAGAACAGGGGUGGAAUGAUUUAGCUAAGUAUCUCUAGUCAUACUAUGCUUUAACACAAAGACCUCAAAAGUGACAAAACUUUUAUAGAUGUUUGAAACUUGGAAUAUAUCACGCAAACCAGCAGUUGUAUAAAUGGUGAUUUUCAGAGAAACAAAAAUGAAAGUAAAGUAAAUCUCCAUGACCUGUGCUUGUUUACUUAGCAAAGCUAUUGACCGUUAUUAGCGCUUAUAUAGUAUCCAUAGUCAUACAGUUUAGCUGUUUAACACAUCUAGAUUAACAAUUUCCUUAAUUAGUUAGAGCUACAAUAGUCUGAGCCUGCUUCUGGUGCUCAGCACUAUUGAAGUGUGAUUUCUGAUUUGAAUAUGAUUAUGAGAUGUUUGUAAUUCUACUGUAGUUUUUUCCAUUUGUCCUUUAUUAGAAUGGGAAAUUUGAGUGUGCACCAUCAUUGUUUUUGGUUUGUUUUAUCGUAAGGAUAACCUCCAGUUUUAUUCAUAGUACGUUAAAGGAUCACUAUAGGAUCAGGAACACAAACAUUUAUUCCUGACCCUAUAGUGUUAAAACCACCAUCUAGCCCCUCUCGGCCCCUCAUGCCUGCAUAAUUUUAGUAAAAAUCUUACUGUAUUCAAGCUUGAAGCUAUAGAUCUGCAUGCUGUUAGAUUCAGAAAAAAAACAAGCAGUCUGCUGACAUCAUCAGAAGUGGUAGCCUGAUCCAAUCACAAUGCUUCCCCAUAGGAUUGGCUAAGACUGACAACGAGGCAGAUCAUGGGCAGAGCCAGCAUGAUUCAAACACAGCCCUGGCCAAUCAGCAUCUCCUCAUAGAGAUGAAUUGAAUCAAUGAAUCUCUAUGAGAAAAGUUCAGUGUCUGCAUGCAGAGGGAGGAGACACUGAAUGUUUGGAUGCAUUUUAGGCAGCCAUGAUCCAGGAAGGAUCUCUAACAGCUAUCUGAGGAGUUGCCAGGAAAGUUAUCACUAGGCUGUAAUGUAAACACUGCAUUUUCUCUGAAAAGACCAUGUUUACAGCAAAAAGCCUGAAGGUAAUGAUUCUACUCACCAGAACAAAUUCAAUAAGCUGUAGUUGUUCUGGUGACUAGUGUCAUUUAAUCAUUUUUUACUAAUGUAAUAAUUUGGUAAUACAUUGCAAUGCAAAAAAUAUAAAUAUAGAAUAAAAGGGAUACUCCAGGCAGCCAGACCACUUCUGCCCGUUGGAGUGGUUGAAUAUAGUUAAAAUAAAAAUGCCAUUAUGUUAACACCUUCGUGACCAGACCGAUUUUCAAUUUUCUUACCGUUGAGGACCAGGUCUGGUUUUAAAUUUCUGCAGUGUUUGUAUUUUGCUGUAAUUUUUCCUUUUACUCAUUUACUGUACCCACACAUAUUAUAUACUGUUUUUCUCGCCAUUAAAUGGCCUUUCUAAAGAUACCAUUAUUUUCAUAAUAUCCUAUAAUUCACUAUAACAAAUUAUAAAAUAUGAUGAAAAAUUUUAAAAAUAAACAAAAACCCACACCUUUUCUUACUUUGACCCCCAAAAUCCGUUAUGCAUCUACAACCACCAAAAAACACCAUGCUAAAUAGUUUCUAAAUUUUGUCCUGAGUUUAGAAAUACCAAAUGUUAACAUGUUCUUAGAUUUUUUUGGAAAGUUAUAGGGCUAUAAGUACAAGUAGAAUAUUGCUGUUUCUAAAUAUAUAUAUUAAAAAGUAUCUAUAGUGACAUUGUAACACUGUUAUCUGUCAUAAAUCUCUGAAUCACACCUCACAUGUACAUAUUUUUCUAAAGUAGACAACCCAGGCUAUUCAAUGAGUCCAGUUUUUUUUUUUUUUUUAGUAGCUACUUAAAGGGACUCUCCAGUGCCAGGAAAACAAUCAGUUUUCCUGGUACUGCAGGUCUCCUCUACCCCCAAUCCCCGGUUGCUGAAGGGGUGAAAACCUUCAGUCACUUACCAGAGACAGCGACAUGUCCCACAUCACUGCUUCUUCCUCCGCCGCCGCUCCUUCCAUUCAUCACGUCAGCCGGCAGGGGAGACCCAUCACGCCCGCUUUUCAGUGUUUCCUAUGGGGAUUUUAGCGACACUGGAGGUCCUCACAUAAUGCUGUGCUAUGAUCCCGGAAGUGCCCUCUAGUGGCUGUCUAGUAGACAGCCACUAGAGGAGUUAACACUGCAAUAAUUACACUUGCAGGGUUAAGAGUAGUGGGAGUUGGCAUUCAGACCACUCCAAUGAGCAGAAGUGGUCUGGGUGCCUGGAGUGUCACUUUAAGUUACAAACACUGGCCAAAGUUAGCAUUUAUUUUUGUUUGUGUGUAAAAAAUGCAAAAAACAAUUACAAACGCAAACUUUGGCCAGUGUUUGUGACUAAGGGGUUACUAACUAAGACUGAACAUACCCCUUUUGCAAUACCUUGGGUUGUUUUCUUUUGCAAAUGGUAUGCCAUCAUGGGGUUCUCAUUCCUGUGCUACCAUACGCUCUCAAAGGCAACAUAACCAAUCUGGCAAAUUUCAAUGCGAAAAAAUGGUAUAUCAAGUCUUAUAUUUGACCCUGUAACUUUCAAAAACACUAUAAAAUCUGUGUAUGGGUGGUACUGUUAUACUCAGGAGAACACAAAUAUUAGUGUUUCAAAACAGUAAAACGUAUCACAACAAUGAUAUCAUCAGUGAAAGUGCAGUUUGUGUGUGAAAAAUGAAAAAAAAACUUCACUUUCACUGACAAUAUUGUCGCUGUGAUAUGGUUUACUGUUUUGAAACACUAAUUUGUGUUCGGUGAAGUCUUCCGAGUAAAAUAGUACCCCCCAUGUACAGGUUUUAGGGUGUCUUGGAAAGAUACAUGGUUAAAUAUAGUGCUAGCAAAUUAAACUUUUGGCCUGGGUUGUCAGGCAGGUCCUGCAAAUUACUAUCAAUAAAUUACUUAAUUAUGUAAAAAUAUUACCUAAAUAUGCACGUAGAAUUUAAAUAUUUACACAUAUUUAUAUUUGAAGUCUACGUGUAUAUUUAUCAAAUUAUUCAUGUAUUCAUGCGAUCACAUGGCCCGGGGGAAGAGAGGGGCCUAGAUUUGCCGAAGGGGGACUGUCUGGGCUGUCAGAAAGUCCUCCCAGAACGAGAGGAACAUGAAACGACGGCGAUCAAGUAAGUAAUUAGGAAUUGCCGCGGACACAGUUGAGAACCUGUGUUCUAGAGUUUCGAACAGAAACGUAUUACUAGGUCGUUGUCUUUGAUAAAUAUUUCUAUUCCUUAUCUUAAUCAUUUUAAAUUGUUCAUUUGCUAUUUGCCUUUAAUUGCAACUGUUUAUCUCCUAAUUUUGCCAGUUAAGUUUUCACUCAAUGCUGUUAAAGCAUUUGCUAGGAUGAGAGGUCUAGUGGAAGGAUGCAUGCAUGUGUUUAAUUAAAUAGUAAGAUAUAAACUCACAUCUGAUCCAGUGCUGCCUUGUCAUCUUUGUAAGUUUUACACUGUUGUAACAUUCAACUCCAGCCCGUCCACGCUCUACCAGCUGUUUUCUUUGAUUUGCGGGCAAGCCUCUGUGAUAUGGACACACUGGCUUCAUUCCUGCAUGUGCAGUGGUUUCUGUCUGAAGAGCAGAAGCACUGUCUAAAUGAGAUCCUUCUUGCUUUCUCUGUUUGACAUUGGUGUGACCAUGAAAUGACAAUUGCUAACAAUUCUUCUAGAUUAGAAUGGUAUAGAUUAAAUGCUAUGCUCUAUAAAAUGAGCAAAGGUAGUAUGUGCCAUGACAGGUACAGUUUAAGCACUGUGACUAUUACAGAUUAUUGUAGGCCUCAGGCGCACAUAAUUGCGCUCUUCCCAUUCGUGUCAAACCAUUUUCAAUUUUUUUCCAAAAAACCCCCACAUGACUCUCCCAACACUUGAUGCUGCUUCCCAUUAAUGUGGAUCAGCUAAUAUAUAAGUGAACAACAAUAUUGAAUAGCUCUGCUAUUGCAGCUUAAUAUUGCUGUCCAAUUCUAGACCUUGAAUGUGGAUGUUUAUGUUCACAUUAACAAAGAUGCAGCAGAGGGGCUGUAAUUUGUGGUGCCAGGAUAGCUGUUCAACACUGGUGUGGAAGGUCAUGUAUUAUAGACCAAUGUCUGACCAGUAUUAAUAGAACGCAGAAAAGGGAAUAUACAUAAAGGACCACUAAAGGCACCCAGAUGGCCUGGGUGCAGUGACUCUUUAGUUUAACCAUACAAUGAAAAGCACUUCGGUUUUGUAGAAACAUUUGUAGUGGAGCUCUGAUACCCCGACUAGGUAUCUCCGCUACUCCUUCCUCGAAGCUGAAAGCUCUGUAAUAAUUCAAGACUCCUAGCAUGGGGUUUCCAUAUCAAAGUUACACUGAUUUUACUCCCAGGAGUCUCUGUUUCUGAGAGAUAAUUGAGUGAGAAAACUCAAUCUCUCAGUUACAGGAAAACACACAAUAUUUUUAAAACACCCCAAAAAAACAAAUCAUAUUACCGAAUAGCUUGUGUCUGAGCGCACUUUGUCGAAAUAGUGUUCAGAUCCCUUCGGUGGUUCAGGAACACCAUUUGUAUAACGUUUUGACCGGUCAGCCAUGAGUUCCACAGAAAACAAGGCAAUGACUGGUCAUCUUUUGGGGUUCUCACACGAACACCGAUAAAUGUUCGCCCUGGCUGUUAGGAAGCGAAUGCUCCCCCUGUUCGGUAGUUCAUGCUUCCCAAAUGCCGUUCUUCUAACUGUUUGGGAAGAUGGAUGGACAGCGGUAGAAGUUCCCCGGGUGUUCACGGGGUCGCGUAUAUAAGAUACAGUUCCAUGCCUUCGACGACCAUGUAUCGCUACCUACGUUCGGGAGACAAAAUGGCCACCAAUUCUUAUUAGGUUAUACGAAUGGUGGCCACACAGGGAAAGCACUUGAAUUAAUUGUUCAUUUGUGGUUACCAGCCAGAGAUGGUCGGUAAUUAGGAGGUGUUAACUUAAUUAAGUGGCACGAGUGCAGUGGUCCUGUCCUUUUAGUCCUGCAAUGUUAAACAUUACAGUUUUGUGUAAACUAUUGCAUAUUCAACACACCUUAGUGGCUGUCUUCUAGGGUCACUUCUGGCAUGUAUUAGAGUGCAGCUUCUGUGUCUAUCUUGUGAGCGUAGGAGGCUGUCAGAUUGGGCAGUAGACUUCUUGCCUUCUAGCCUGUAGCUUCCUUCUGUAUCACAUGACCAGUAUUGGAGGCAAACACACUGGGGAGGGUUCUAAUGCUAGUCCAUGUGUACAUUGUGUGGGAGCUGAUAAUGAUGUAGAUCUAAUAUUGACAAAGUUUUGGAGCUCCUUGUGGAUUCGCUUGGUUUAAACCUGCAUUCCAUAGGUAGUGUGGAGCAUAAACACCAGCAUGUUUUUCCUGACCAUGUUUUACAGGAUCUGAGAAAAUGAAAUGGUGAGUGCUAGAAAGAAAAAUAUGUGGACAGUUGAUGUAAUUGCCCAUUUGCAAGCAUUGAUUGCUAAAUGUCAUUCCUGACCAAGAGUGAAAAAUGCUUUUGCGCUGUAAAAAUCUUUAGGGAAUAAUCCACCCAGCCAAGAUGCAUGCUGGCUUGAAAAUAAUGUUCCAGCCUUUUCUGCCUAGUGGAAAACGUCACUGUCUGGAGCAGAUGUAGGUCACUGCUCAACCUGAGAGCUCUAGUCUUAAAUCUGUGCUGCCAGUGGUUUCUGGAUGCUGUCACAGCUACUUAGACUUACACAGUAAGGAAAUUUGUUAAAGCAUCAGGCCCUCAGAGAAAGGUGAGUGUUCCCAACUACUCAGGGAUAAGUAGUGUCUCAAAUUGUAUUAGUCUUACAUUCAAAAACGGUUAUAGUGUGCAAAUAUCAGACUUUAAUUUAAAAAUAUUGAAUAUAUCUCUUCUUCUUUUUAAAGAGUAAGUGGUUUCCCUUUGCUAGCGGUCUAAUUUUUAACAUAGUCUAUUAGUGUGAAGACCAAAUGUGUAAAAUCAGGAUUCUUAAACGGACACUCAAGGGUGCAAUUGAUAUCCCCUUAUUUUAUUUUUUCAAUUUCAUCUUUAUUAAAUUUAAAAAAAAAAAGUCAUACAUAUCAAAUGUGAGCAUAUAAAAUGUUCGGAUAUAUAUUUAAACAAACAGGUGAUAAGCAAAUAUCAGUAGAUGAUAAAAAUUAUGGUUUUAUAAAACCUAAACAGUGAACGGAUAUAUCCGAAAAAACAUGACAAAAAUAAAAUUUAAACAGAUCUUGGACAUAUCCAGGACAAAAAUAAAUAAGUAAAGAGAUAGGUAGUAAUAGUUUAGUGUUAUAGUGUGUGGGCUUUGUAGAUGGCGAACGUGGGAUCGAAUUUCAUUUAAAUCAAUUCACAGGGCUAUAAUUCAUUAGGUCUAUAAUAUUGAAUCCAUGGGUCCCACAUUUUAUCAUAUGUAUGUAAUGUCUUUGCUUCUCUGUCAAAUAAAAGUUUCUCUGCCUCUCUGUUUAUAUUCCAUGAUGGGAUAUUUGAGUUUUUAUUCCAUUGGAAUAAUGUAUUGUAUUUAGUCCUGAAUACCUCCUUUUUUUUUUUUUUUUUUUAAAUCAGUCACUUCCUGGUCUCUGAGUAGUAUUGUACUAUUAGCUGUCCCCUGGAAUGUAUGCAAUUACCGUGAAAGGUGUCCCGGUUCAUCUUAGUCUUAGUCUUUUAUUGCCAGCUGUUUUGUGCCUUGUAUUUUCUCCUACUUAGCCAUUCUAUCCCACUCCAACCCUCCAUAAAUCUAAUUUUCUGUUGUGGUUCUUUAUCACUUCUUUUUUGCUACAUGGAUCUCAUCAAACAUGUAUUUCUGACCCUAUAGUGUUAAAACUUCCAUCUAGCCCCCUGACCUGUCCAUUGGCUCCCUAAAUAUAGUAAAAUCUUACUUGUUUUCAAGUCUGAAGCUGCUGCCCCUGAACUUCCUCUGUCUCCUGACAUCAUCAGAAGUGGUGGUCUGAGCCACUCACAAUGUUUCCCCAUAGGAUUGGCUGAGAUUGUUAAGGAGGCAGAUAAGGGACAGAGCCAGCACAAGUCAAACACAGCCCUGGCCAAUCUGCAUCUCGUCGUAGAGAUUCCUGUCAGUCUGGCCGGGUACAGGAGACUGAAUCUCCUGUACUGCAGUGCACACUGCUCUGCUCUGCCAUUCUACAAGGAGAGACACAAGGGAGGUGGGGACCAAGGAGGGAGAGAGCGAGAGAGAGAGAGAGAGAGAGGGGGGCACUAAAGGACUGGGGGAUGGCGGGUGGUAAGGAAUACUGGGGUGGGGGUGGUAAGGAAUACGGGGGGGAGAGGAACAUUAAGGGAGGACACUAAGGUACAGGGGAGGGAAGGGAAAAGGAACACUGGGGUGGGGGGGUUGGCACCACUAAAAGAGAAUGGAGAGGAAUAUGUGGGGGGUGGGAGGGAAGAGUUCCUAACGCACAUAUUUACACACAAACACCUUGCAUCCACUACACAAACACACACACUGUAUCCACCUCACAAACACACACACUGAAUUCACCACCCACACUGCAUCCACUACACAAACACACAUACACACACUGCAUCUACUAAUCAAAUAUUCUCAUCGCAUCCACUACACCCGCAUAUAAAUAUUCUUGAAAACAUUACAAAAAAAAUCUGACUGGCAUGUGUAUUUUGUGCAUUUACAACUUAAUAAAAAAAAAAUUGUUAAAAAAUAAAUAAAAUAAAUCUACAGAAUAUUGGUACGCUAUUGGCCAUCGGCCUGAAAGUUCACAGAUUAUCGGUACCUGCUCUAAAAAAUCAAUAUCGGUCGAUCCCUAACCUGACACAAAUGUCACUGCAUUUUCACAAUGUUAUUUAAAAAAAAAAAAAAAAACCCCCACUAGUUCAUCUAGUUGCUUUGACCUGCUAGAUCACCUUAGUGUGGAUAUGAAUUUGAGGUUGCAAAUGGAAAUCUAUCAAGCUGGUUCUGCUCUUUAGAAUGCUUGUAUAAGUUGGGGGGAAAAAAUUUGAGAAUUAAAUUUUUUUUUUUUUUUUCUUCAUCCUUAGGUCGCGAAGGGAUGCGGGCCCAGGUCCUCGGAAACAGAAAGAGCUGCCUACAGACCCACCAUUCACUGCAUAUGUGGGGAAUCUUCCAUUCAAUACCGUUCAAGGAGACAUAGAUGUCAUCUUUAAAGAAUUGAAUGUGAGGAGUGUGCGGCUAGUGCGAGAUAAGGAGACAGAUAAAUUUAAAGGUAAGAAUAUUUGUUGAUCAUAAUGCUCAAAACAUAGUUCUGUCUUGAUUAUUAAAGGCAGUUAAUGUUCCUUUUAAAUAUCUGUAGCCUGGCAAAUAAACUAUUCACUAGGUAAGAGAUUAUCUUUAGCACAACAUAUGGUUUUUGAACUAUUUUUCCCACAAUUGGAAAUUAAUUGGAAACAUCUGUAAUUGAAUUGUCAUUGAAUGUGUAAGUGACACGGUGUAUGUCAUUGAGUGUUAGUGAAAGUGUGUAAGUGACACUGAGUAUGUCUGUGUGUCGGUGAGUGUAAGAGACACUGUACGUUAGUGAGUGUGUAAAUGCCCCUUGUGUGUGUAUAUCAGUGAAUGUGUGUGCAUGUGUGACCAUGUAAAGAGAUGCUUAUAAAAUUAUAGUAUUAUAUAUUAUAAAUGUAAGAUUAAUAUACAUUAAACUGGGAAAAAUAUGUUUUACUUCACUGUAACAAAAAUUAAAUCCCACCAUUAUAAUAAAUUGGAUACCACCAAAUACAUUGAUAUGUAUUGGGCAGUAUGAGUGUAUGGAUAUAUGUAUUAGGCAAUAUGUGUCUAUUGAUGUAGAACACCACAGAAAUUGCUGGCGCUAUAUAAAUAAUAAUAUGCAUUAGGCAUUACGUGUGUAUUGAUGUGUGUAUUAGACAGUAUGAAUGUAUUAUUAGGCGGAAUUUGAGUGGAUUUAUGUUUUGAGCUGUGUGCACAUGGUUGAUUUUAUGUAAUAAGCAGUAUGUGUGGAUGGAUGGAUGUAUUAGGCAGUAAUUGGCACACCAUGGCAAUCAUCUUUAGAGGCACACAAUUGGCACACUAUAGCAAUCCUCUUUAGAGACAUACAAUUGCCACACCAUAGCGAUUAAUUUUAGAAACAUAAAAUUGGCAACGAGGGCAACCAGCUUUAAAAACUUAAACCUGGCACAUCAUGGCAAACAGACUUAGCUGCAUAAAAUUGGCACACUGUGGCAAACAGUCUUAGGUACAUAAAGUUGGCACAUGGCAGCUUUAGAGACAUACAAUUUGCAUACCACGGCAAUCCAUUUUAGAUGCAUAAAAUUGGCAUAUCAUGGGAGUUUGAGGCAUCAUUUGGCACAUCCAUGGAAGUUUCAGAGGCAUCAUUUGGCACAUCCAUGGGAGUUUCAGAGGCAUCAUUUGGCACAUCCAUGGGAGUUUCAGAGGCAUCAUUUGGCACAUCCAUGGGAGUUUCAGAGGCAUCAUUUGGCACAUCCAUGGGAGUUUCAGAGGCAUCAUUUGGCACAUCCAUGGGAGUUUCAGAGGCAUCAUUUGGCACAUCCAUGGGAGUUUCAGAGGCAUAAUUUGGCACAUCCAUGGGAGUUUCAGAGGCAUCAUUUGGCACAUCCAUGGGAGUUUGAGGCAUCAUUUGGCACAUUUGGCACAUCCAUGGGAGUUUCAGAGGCAUCAUUUGGCACAUCCAUGGGAGUUUCAGAGGCAUCAUUUGGCACAUCCAUGGGAGUUUCAGAGGCAUCAUUUGGCACAUCCAUGGGAGUUUUAGAGGCAUCAUUUGGCACAUCCAUGGGAGUUUUAGAGGCAUCAUUUGGCACAUCCAUGGGAGUUUUAGAGGCAUCAUUUGGCACAUCCAUGGGAGUUUCAGAGGCAUCAUUUGGCACAUCCAUGGGAGGAGGCACAUCCAUGGGAGAGGCAUCAUUUGGCACAUCCAUGGGAGUUUCAGAGGCAUCAUUUGGCACAUCCAUGGGAGUUUCAGAGGCAUCAUUUGGCACAUCCAUGGGAGUUUUAGAGGCAUCAUUUGGCACAUCCAUGGGAGUUUUAGAGGCAUCAUUUGGCACAUCCAUGGGAGUUUUAGAGGCAUCAUUUGGCACAUCCAUGGGAGUUUUAGAGGCAUCAUUUGGCACAUCCAUGGGAGUUUUAGAGGCAUCAUUUGGCACAUCCAUGGGAGUUUUAGAGGCAUCAUUUGGCACAUCCAUGGGAGUUUGAGAGGCAUCAUUUGGCACAUCCAUGGGAGUUUGAGAGGCAUCAUUUGGCACAUCCAUGGGAGUUUGAGAGGCAUCAUUUGGCACAUCCAUGGCAGUUUUAGAGGCAUCAUUUGGCACAUCCAUGGCAGUUUUAGAGGCAUCAUUUGGCACAUCCAUGGCAGUUUUAGAGGCAUCAUUUGGCACAUCCAUGGCAGUUUUAGAGGCAUCAUUUGGCACAUCCAUGGCAGUUUUAGAGGCAUCAUUUGGCACAUCCAUGGCAGUUUUAGAGGCAUCAUUUGGCACAUCCAUGGCAGUUUUAGAGGCAUCAUUUGGCACAUCCAUGGCAGUUUUAGAGGCAUCAUUUGGCACAUCCAUGGCAGUUUUAGAGGCAUCAUUUGGCACAUCCAUGGCACUUUUAGAGGCAUCAUUUGGCACAUCCAUGGCACUUUUAGAGGCAUCAUUUGGCACAUCCAUGGCACUUUUAGAGGAAGAAACUUGGCACAUCCAUGGCAGUUUUAGAGGAAGAAACUUGGCACAUCCAUGGCAGUUUUAGAGGAAGAAACUUUCACAUGAUGGCAAUCUGUUUUAGAGGUAUACAACUGCUUACUCCGACUACAACUCCACUGUGGAACUAAUGUAGAGAGGGCCCUGGUGCAAGUAUGUUUUCUGAGCCCUCCUAUAGUGCAAGUGUGGCCAAAAGGUAAAUCUCCAUCUGUCGGAGAACUUCAGCAAUGCUAUGCCAGCUGGGGAUCUAUCAUCAUUGCAGGGUUAUAUUUGUGAGCAGUGUUUGAGCAUUUGAAUGUAAGCAUGUUUUUGUAUAAAGUAUAUGUUUGCGUGUAUUUGUAUGUACUGUUGCCAUUGGAAUGUAGUGGUGUAAUGUUUGCGUCUGAAUUCAGGGGUGUUUGUAUGUAGUGUAGGACUUUAAAUGCAGGUGUGGUGUUUGAAUGAAGGGGUGUAUAUAAUUUAUUUUAAUACAGGGGUGUGUUUGUAUGUAAUGUUUGUUUGAUUGCAGUGUGUAUAUUGUAUAUAAAAUGUCUGUUUGAAUGUAAGCAUGUUUUUGUAUGGAGUAUGUGUGUGAAUGUUGGUGUUUGAAUGCAGAUGUGCAUUUGUGUGUGAUAGUGGCUGUCUACCUUUGGUCUGAUAUCUGACGCUGGAUGUCCUCACACUCUGCAUGAGGGCACCCAGCAUCAGAUUUUUUUUUCCCCUCCAUAUGAAAGCAUUUAUUCUGAGUGGAUAGAGCCGCGACACAGCGCGUAGGAUCAGGUAAGUAAAUAAAGGGUUGUUAACACUUUACCUGGCUUGGUGGGGUGGGGGUGCAUUCCUAGCACUUAAGGAUCCCAUUAAAUAAGCCUGUUGUGUCUCUUUAUAAAAUUGUAUUGACAAAUAGUACAAUAUAACUCAACCUUCCCACUCACGGUUUUGUUUUGUAUGCAAAUAUUGUGCUGUUUAAAAUUUGUUAAAAUCUUCAUCUCUAACCACGUGUUUGCAUGUGCAUCCAGUUGAAACUACAGGGAUUUGGCUACUGUGCAACAAAUCAUACAUUGAUAAAGUGUACAGUACAUUAACAUAAUGUUUUUCUCUUUAGGGUUUUGUUAUGUGGAGUUUGAUGACUUGGAGUCUCUUAAAGAAGCUUUGACUUAUGAUGGUGCAGUAAGUUCUUCUUCACAUCAUUUUGAGAAAAAUUAUUGAACUGACAGCUUUUGCUUACUCUGCCCGGUUUUCCUCCCUCCAUUAGCUUUUAUUUGAACGAUCACUCAGAGUCGAUAUUGCCGAAGGAAGAAAGCAAGAUAAGGGUGGCUUUGGUUUCAGAAAAGGCGGGACUGAAGACAGAGGUUAGUAUUUAUUCACACAUCAGAAUAUUCCAAGAAUGUAGAAUUUAUAUUGUUAGACUCCAUUGAAUGAUUAAUUGGAAUUAUAUUGCGUCAGUUGAUACUAUAGAUCUGCAUACAUGGUAUGUGAAAAUCUCACAGAACAUGAUAUGGCAAGCUUUCCAUUUGGAAUUGGUUUUAUAUCUAAAGUAUUAAGCCAUUCAUUUCCCUGUGUAAUGGAAGGGAUAAAGUAUAAAUGUUUCAUGCAUUGCAUUAGAAAGGUUCUCUCACCCCAGAAUAGUUUUUCUGUUAACCAGUUUUUAAGUCAUGAAAUCAAGCUUCUGCUUUUUUAUUCUUUAUUUGGUGUACUUCAAGGGAUAGCUGUUGUAUGACCAGAUGUUUUUCUUUUUUUAUUAAUAUACAGAGGGUUAUAGUUUUUGUUCUCCUAUAAUUUUGAAAUGAUUUCUUUUGUAACAUUGUUUUAGGGAUACAUUGUGUUGCAGGUCUCUUUGGGACUGAAGAACUUCGUUUUGCUCUCCCAUUGCAACCUGAAAGGGUUUGUUUUCUUAGCAUUGAUUUCAUGUUGGUAUUGCAUUGUUUUUCAGGAAGCGAUAGUUUCGGCAGUAGAGGAGGAAGAGAUGACUUCAACUCUGGUAAAGCAUGUCUGUUUUUGCUAAUGGGUCUAUCAAUUGUUCAUCUCGGUAUUGGGCUCUGCAUGUGACUUCUCAACAUAGUUUUUCUAUUCAAAAUUCAAUCUAAGCCAGGCUUCCCCAAUCUCUGGCCCUCCAGAUGUUGCCGAACUACAACUCCCAUGAUCCUUUGAAUGAAAUAGAUAGCCAGAGAAUCAUGGGAGUUGUAGUUCAGCAACAUCUCGAGGGCCGGAGUUUGGGGAAACCUGAUCUCUAAGCCUUACCAAUUUUUCACAUACUUCUACUUCUUAAUUUGGGAAACUUUCCUUUCCACUUUUAUUUAUGACUAUUUUAAUUCAUACUUUGUCCAUCAAAUGUCAGUGAUGCAUAAAACACAAAUAGGGUAAUAAACAAUGACAUGUUUUUUUAUACAGCUACCAUUUUUAUUUAUUUAUUUAUUUUUGCUUUUAAGGGGUGGUUUUGUGAAACCUCUUGCCAUCAUUCAUGCAGUGGUAAAUGGUGGCUGUACUUUUUGAAACCUUAAAGGACCACUAUAGGCACCCAGACCACUUCAGCUUAAUGAAGUGGUCUGGGUGCCUGGUCCAGCUAGGGUUAACCCUUUUCUUUAUAAACAUAGCAGUUUCAGAGAAACUGCUAUGUUUACACUGAGGCUUAAUCCAGCCUCUAGAGCCUCUAGUGGCUGUCUCAUUGACAGCCGCUAGAGGUGCCUGCGUGCUUCUCACUGUGAAAAUCACAGUGAGAAGACGCCAGCGUCCAUAGAAAAGCAUUGUAAAUGCUUUCAUAUGAACUGGCUAAAAGCGUGCGCAGCUCCUGCCGCGCAUGCGCAUUCACCCGAUGACAUCGCUAGGAAGGAGGAGAGGAGGAGGAAAGCUCCCAGCCCGGCGCUGGAGAAAGGUAAGAUUUUAACCCCUUCCUCUACCCAGAGCCCGGCGGGAGGGGGACCCUAAGGGUGGGGGCACCCUCAGGGCACUAUAGUGCCAGGAAAACGAGUAUGUUUUCCUGGCAUUAUUGUGGUCCUUUAAAACAGAGCAAAUGUAUCUAGAACCGAAAGACUGAGGAAGGGAAUAGAAGUUCAGAGAUUUAUUUUAAAAAUCAUUUACCAUAUAACAGCAGAAAUAUUAGACUUUUUUGCUCUGUGUGGCUCCUGGGAAAAAGAUGGUUUUUAAAACACUGUUGGCUCUAUUAUCAACUUAUCUUAUUGCAAUUGUUAUAGUGUCUUAUUUCGGUUCCUCUGUGUCUUGACCUCCAGUGCUGUAUAUUUUAAAAAUGUGAAGGCUUGGAAGAGUGGAUUCAAACCCUCUAGAUAAGAAUCUCUACUACGACUUCACUAGGUGUCUAGGGAUCUGUAAUCUUGUAGCUCUGCUCUCUCACACGUCUUGCAGUGAUGCCGGGAGUCAGAAUAUGAUGUCAUUCUGGCCCUGGCAUCACUAGACGGCAUGCAGAGCAAAAUAGCUUGCAAAUGAUCAGAGUAGCUCCACUGGACCAUAGGUAGGGAGGAUGUGUGGACGUAAAUUUAAAAAAACAAAACACUGUACUAUAUUUGUAAAAUUCAUUUAAAAUAAAGAAUUUUGGUCUUUUUCAUUUUCCAGGAGCUUUGCAACUAAUUCAAAAUGUUCAUAAAGAAUGCAUUUACUUACUUUUAUUCUAGAGCAAUUGGUCUCCUUGCAGCACUUUGCUCUGCUCAUGGUGAUGUUGUGAAGUCACAAGAUAUUGUUCCAAUAAAAUGCUUUUAUUUAAGAACAUUGCCGACCCUCGCCACUAUUGUGAUUCCACAAUCCACCAAUGAAAAUCCUUUCAUAGAGAAUCAUUGAACACAAUGAUUCACUAUGAGAAACCAUGAUUGUGACACUGCGCAAUAGCUUUCUAUGAGAAACAUUGGAUUGGCUGAAAUAAUCAAGAUUGAUGAUCUCAGCCUUAAAGGACCACUCUAGGCACCCAGACCACUUCAGCUUAAUGAAGUGGUCUGGGUGCCAGGUCCUUCUAGGGUUAACCCAUUUUUUCAUAAUUAUAGCAGUUUCAGAGAAACUGCUAUAAUUAUGAAUGGGUUAAGCCUUCCCCCAAAGCCUCUAGUGGCUGUCUCAUUGACGGCCACUAGAGGCGCUUGCGUGCUUCUCACUGUGAUUUUCACAGUGAGAGCACGCCAGCGUCCAUAGGAAAGCAUUGUAAAUGCUUUCCUAUGAGACCGGCUGAAUGCGCGCGCAGCUCUUGCCGCGCGUGCGCAUUCAGCCGGCGGGGCGUAACGGAGGCGGAGAGGAGGAGGAGAGCUCUCCGCCCAGCGCUGGAAAAAGGUAAGUUUUUACCCCUUUCCCCUUCCAGAGCCGGGCGGGAGGGGGUCCCUGAGGGUGGGGGCACCCUCAGGGCACUAUAGUGCCAGGAAAACGAGUAUGUUUUCCUGGCACUAUAGUGGUCCUUUAAGGCAGAGCCAGGCUAAAUGAACUUCGGUGAGGAAGAAAAGGUGAGUAAAAUCACCUUUUUACUGAGAUUGGAGGGGGUGGUUAUUUAAACAGCCACUUCAGGACUAUAGUGUCAAGAAUUAUGUUGGUAUUCCUGACGCUACAGUUUUCCUUUAGCCAAUGUGCUAUAUUCAGAGCUCAAAUUGAGCACUGCAUUCAACCCUUUAAAUGGAAUUUAAUCUCUGAUUGAGCAGUUGCUCUCAGCUGUGGUGAUUCUUGGGCUGCAUUCUCUGAGUGAGACGCCCCGGGUCUGAACUGCAGAGAUAGCAUGCUGGGGCUGCAAUGUUAGGGAGAUCUUUUUGUCAUGUUGCAAACAGCCAUUAGAUUGUAUUCACAGACCAAUCUCUACUGUUUGUGCUUUUUUGACAAGCUUUAUUUGGUGUUUGUUUUCCGACAAUUUUUUUUAUAGUCCUAAUCAUCACAGUAUAGUUAAGAACAGUAUAGGGAAGUCUUAAAUGACACCAUGAAACAAUGUGACUAGCAAUAUAACAUCUCACUUGGUCUUCAUGAAAUACUUAACGGUUUGGAUUUUUUAGAAAUUUUAUCUAAAAAAAAAAAAAAUCAAUUCUCAAAUCGUGUCUGCUGCCAAAUGUAAUUAUAGGCAAAUGCAAGAAUCGGCAAGCCGGUAUGGAAUAUUGCAGACUUCAGAAUCUAACAAGGAAAGUGGACCGUUGAGAAAUGACGCCUUUAUGUUGUAGACUAGGGAUCGACGGAUAUUGAUAUUUUAUUUUUAUUUUUAUUUUUUUGAGCUGAUAACGAUAAUCUGUGAACUUUCAGGCUGAUAGCCGAUAACUUACCGAUACCACUAUUCUGUACAUUUACCGUUUUGAAAAAUAAACUAUUUCUACACAAAUCUACUGUUAACUGAACAUGUUUAUUUUUUUGCAAAUCUUUUAUUUAUUUUUUAUUUAGGUAAAUGCACAAAAUAUACUUGCCAGUCAGAUUUUUUUUUAAUGUUUUUAAGAAAAUAUAUUUUCUUAAAAACAUAAAAAAAAAAUCUGACUGGCAAGUAUAUUUUGUGCAUUUACCUAAAUAAAAAAUAAAAGAUUUGCAAAAAAAUAAACAUAUAUAUAUAUUUUCUUAAAAACAUUAAAAAAAAAAAAUCUGUCUACAACAUAAAGGCGUCAUUUCUCAACGGUCCACUUUCCUUGUUAGAAUCUGAAGUCUGCAAUAUUCCAUACCGGCUUGCCGAUUCUUGCAUUUGCCUAUAAUUACAUUUGGCAGCAGACACGAUUUGUGUGUGUAUGUAUAUGUAUGUAUGUAUAUGUAUGUAUAUAUAUGUAUAUAUGUAUGUAUGUAUAUAUAUAUGUAUAUGUAUGUAUAUAUAUAUGUAUGUAUGUGUAUAUAUAUAUAUAUAUGUGUGUGUGUGUGCUCAGUGUUUCUGUAGGUAUGUAAUGUGUGUAAAAUAGGGGGGUUAAAUAUUUUUCUACAUUUUGUUUUAGUCCCCCCUCCCUGCUUCUUACCUGGCCAGGGAGGGGGGAUAUGGCAUUCCCUGGGGUGCCCUUCCCAGCAGCUUCCUUGUCUAACGCUCGCUUCCUGCGUGCGGAGCAUUGCCAUGGUAACCAGUGUCACUGUUCUGACGGCCACGAGAGUUAGACAGGGGAGCUGAAUGGAGCUGCUGCGAAGGUAAGUAAGAGUGUGCUGCGGGCACCUCCAGGACUCUGAUGGCGGCCGUAGUCUGCAAUAUCGGUAUCUUUAUUGGCCGAUACGAUAUUGCUGAAAAUACAGACUAUCGGCCGAUAAUAUCUGUAGCCUGUAGCGCACUGCUGCCAGCAAUAGUGCUGUGAUUCGGGGCCAGUUCUUGUAACUGAAAAAAGAGAUUUAGGGUAUACAAUGUUCAGGUGACUAGAGGAAGAAUCAAGAAGAGGGAGGGACCAUUAUGGCAUAGCACCCAGUCCUGUUACAUAAUCUAGCUAUGGGGUCUAGGUCUGUAGAUCUCCUCCACCUUAGGAUAGCGCACCCGUUUGUUUCUAGUGUAAAAUAAUUAGGGACUGCGGCAUUUAAUAGAUAUUUGGUUAAGAAUGUUUUUAUAUCUUGCUAUAGUUUUUUUCUGGGCUGUAAGAGCAUAGGAAGGGGCGGCAGUGGCAGGUCCGAUACUGUAAUCUCACAGAUCUUGGCAAUUCUCAUCGUCCAUUAGCGUCUGAUGACAGGACUGGACCCCAGACGUGAACCCCAAUGCCCGCAUCUGUCCCACACCUCCAACAGUCGCUGGAUAGUUCAGCGCUUAUUGAGAUGAAGUGAUCUGGGUGUCUAUAGUGUCCCUUAAAAAAUGCGUCUGUUUGGCAGAUCAUGUUUUUCAAUUCUGUUUUGCACAGUUUGACAUCACACCAUGCAUUAAAAGCAAUAUUGCCUGGGAUAACGGACCCUUUGCCAAAUUGGAUAUAUAGAAUUUAGGGCAGAUCCGUUAAUGAUCUGCCCAUGGAUUAUAUUGCUUUGUCUCUUACAAGACCUUGGCAUAUUUUGCAAUGACAAUUUGGUUUGUUAGCCUGGGGUAGGCACAAAUGAUAGAGAUAAUUACCAGAAAUGCUCCUUCACAUGUGCCUCCAUGUUUCGUUUUUAAAUUUUUUUUUAAAGCUUCUAAAGUAUUAAGCCAUUCAUUUCCCUGUGUAAUGGAGGGGAUAAAGUAUAAAUGUUUCAUGCAUUGCAUUAGAAAGGUUCUCUCACCCCAGAAUAGUUUUUCUGUUACCAGUUUUUAAGUCAUGAAAUCAAGCUUCUGCUUUUUUAUUCUUUAUUUGGUGUACUUCAAGGAAUAGCUGUUGUAUCACCAGAUGUUUCUUUCUUUUUUUUUUAUUAAUAUACAGAGGGUUAUAGUUUUUGUUCUCCUAUAAUUUUGAAAUGAUUUCUUUUGUAACAUCGUUUUAGGGAUACAUUGUGUUGCAGGUCUCUUUGGGACUGAAGAACUUCGUUUUGCUCUCCCAUUGCAACCUGAAAGGGUUUGUUUUCUUAGCAUUGAUUUCAUGUUGGUAUUGCAUUGUUUUUCAGGAAGCGAUAGUUUCGGCGGUAGAGGAGGAAGAGAUGACUUCAACUCUGGUAAAGCAUGUCUGUUUUUGCUAUUGGGUCUAUCAAUUGUUCAUCUCGGUGUUGGGCUCUGCAUGUUACUUCUCAGUUUUUCUAUUCAAAAUCAAUCUAAGCCAGGCUUCCCCAAACUCCGGCCGUCCAGAUGUUGCCGAACUACAACUCCCAUGAUCCUUUGAAUGAAAUAGAUAGCCAGAGAAUCAUGGGAGUUGUAGUUCAGCAACAUCUCGAGGGCCGGAGUUUGGGGAACCCUGAUCUAAGCCUUACCAAUUUUUCACAUACUUCUACUUCUUAAUUUGGGAAACUUUAGACUAUUAGACUUUUUUGCUCUGUGUGGCUUCUGGGAAAAAGAUGUUUUUAAAACACUGUUUGCUCUAUUAUCAACUUAUCUUAUUGCAAUUGUUAUAGUGUCUUAUUUAGGUUCCUCUGUGUCUUGACCUCCAGUGCUGUAUAUUUUAAGUUUGAAGGCUUGGAAGAUUGGAUUCAAGCCCUCUAGAUAAGAAUCUAUACUACGACUUCACUAGGUGUCUAGGGAUCUGUAAUCUUGUAGCUCUGCUCUCUCACACGUCUUGCAGUGAUGCCGGGAGUCGGAAUAUGAUGUCAGUCUGGCCCUGGCAUCACUAGACGGCAUGCAGAGCAAAAUAGCUUGCAAAGCUCCACUGGACCAAAGGUAGGGAGGCUGUGUGGACGUAAAUUUAAAAAACCAAAACACUGUGCUACAUUUGUAAAAUUCAUUUAAAAUAAAUAAUUUUGGUCUUUUUCAUUUUCCAGGAGAUUUGCAACUAAUUCAAAAUGUACAUAAAGAAUGCAUCUACUUACUUUUAUUCUAGAGCAAUUGGUCUCCUCGCAGCACUUUGCUCUGCUCAUGGUGAUGUUGUGAAGUCACAAGACUUUGUUCCAAUAAAAUGCUUUUAUUUAAGAACAUUGCCGACCCUCGCCACUAUUGUGAUUCCACAAUCCACCAAUGAAAAUCCUUUCAUAGAGAAUCAUUGAACACAAUGAUUCACUAUGAGAAACCAUGAUUGUGACACUGCGCAAUAGCUUUCUAUGAGAAAACAUUGGAUUGGCUGAGAUAUCGGUAAAAAGGAUAAUCGGUCGAUCCCUACCACACACUGCAGCCACUAGACACACUGCAUCCACUACACACACACACACUGCAUCCACUACACACGUAGCGUUUACUUACCUCCCCUCCAGCUCCCAGUGUAAGUCUCGCGAGAUCCACGGCUGUCAGAGCGUUGCCACGGGUUACCAUGGCAACGCUCUGCGCGGCACUAAGGGCCGCAAGAUUUACACUGAGAGCUGGAGGAGCUGCAGGGGAGGUAAGUAAACGCUACCUGCGCCCCCCCCCACCCCAGCUCAGCCAAUGCCACUGGACCACCAGGGACUGUCAUAUCCCCCCUCCCUGACCAGGUAACAAGCAGGGAGGGGGGACAACAAAAAUAAUAAAACAUAAAUAUUAAAAAUAAGCAUAAAAUAAAACAAACAUUAAAAAUUAAAAAGAAAAUAAUGCCUCCCCCCACCCCAUUUUACACAAAUCACAUCCCUUCAGGAAAACACACACACACACACACACUGCAUUAUAUACACACACACUACACACUCUGUAUAUAACGCAGAGUGUGUAUAUAGUGUAGUGUGUCUAUAUAAUGCAGUGUGUGUGUGUGUGUGUGUUUACUACAAACACUGCAUUAUAUAUACACACACUACAAACACUGCAUCAUAUAUACAGACACACUGCAUCAUAUAUACAGACACACUACAAACACUACAUAUAUACACACACUACACACACACUAUAUACACACACUAUACAAACACUGCAUUCACUAUACAAACACUGUGUUCGCUAUACACACACACACACACUACACACACACACACUGCAUUCCCUUUAUACACCACACACUCUGCAUUCAUUAUAUACACACUACACAGUCACUGCAUUAACUAUACACACUACACAAACACACCCUGCAUUCAUUAUAUAUACUACACAAAUAUACACAGUUCCACUGUCUAAACACACUGCAUCCAGUUCAUGUGGCUUUUAUAUUCUGUGCAUUUACCUUUUAGAAAUAGUUUUUUUUCAAAAUGGUAAAUGUACAGAAUAUCGGCAAGUUAUCGGCUAUCGGCCUGAAAGAUAUCGGUCGAUCGUGUAGUGGAUGCAGUGUGUGUGUGUGUGUGUAGUGGAUGCAGUGUGUGUGUGUGUAGUGGAUGCAGUGUGUGUGUGUGUAGUGGAUGCAGUGUGUGUGUGUAGUGGAUGCAGUGUGUGUGUGUGUGUAGUGGAUGGUGUGUGUGUGUGUAGUGGAGUGUGUGUGGUGUGUGUGUGUGUAGUGGAUGCAGUGUGUGUGUGUGUGUAGUGGAUGCAGUAGUGGUGUGUGUGUGUGUAGUGGAUGUGUGUGUGUGUGGUGGUGUGUGUGUGUGUGUGUAGUGGAUGCAGUGUGUGUGUGUGUGUAGUGGAUGGUGUGUGUGUGUGUGUGUAGUGGAUGCAGUGCAGUGUGUGUGUGUGUGUGUGUAGUGGAUGCAGUGUGUGUGUGUGUGUGUGUGUGUAGUGGAUGCAGUGUGUGUGUGUGUGUAGUGGAUGCAGUGUGUGUGUGUGUGUAGUGGAUGCAGUGUGUGUGUGUGUGUGUAGUGGAUGCAGUGUGUGUGUGUGUGUAGUGGAUGCAGUGUGUGUGUGUGUGUAGUGGAUGCAGUGUGUAUAGUGAGUGUUUCUAUAGGUAUGUAAUGUGUGUAAAAUGGGGGGGUUUUGUUUUAGUCUCUCCUCCCUGCUUCUUACCUGGCCAGGGAUGGGGGAUAUGGCAUUCACUGGGGGGCCUGCGGCGGUCCUGGGGCGCGCUUCCCUGUCUAACUCUCGCUGCGAGAGUUAGACGGGGAGCUGAAUGGAGUUGCUGGGAAGGUAAGUAAGAGUGUGCUGCGGGCCCCCCCAGGACUCUGAUGGCGGCCCUGGUCUGCAAUAUCAGUAUCUUUAUUGGCUGAUACCGAUAUUGCUGAAAAUACAGACUAUCGGCCGAUAAUAUCUGUAGCCUGUAGCGCACUGCUGCCAGCAAUAGUGCUGUGAUUCAGGGCCAGUUCGUGUAACUGAAAAAAGAGAUUUAAGGUAUACAAUGUUCAGGUGACUAGAGGAAGAAUCAAGAAGAGGGAGGGACCAUUUUGGCAUAGCACCCAGUCCUGUUACAUAAUCUAGCUAUGGGGUCUAGGUCUGUAGAUUUCCUCCACCUUAGGAUAGCGCACCCGUUUGUUUCUAGUGUAAAAGAAUUAGGGACUUUGCGGCAUUUAAUAGAUAUUUGGUUAAGAGUUUUUUUUAUAUCUUGCUAUGGUUUUUUUCUGUUUUUUUUCUGUUUUUUUUUCUGUGCUGUAAGAGCAUAGGAAGGGGCGGCAGUGGCAGGUCCGAUACUGUAAUCUCACAGAUCUUGGCAAUUCUCAUCGUCCAGUAGGGUCUGAUGACAGGACUGGACCCCAGACGUGAACCCCAAUGCCCACAUCUGUCCCACACCUCCAACAGUCGCUGGAUAGUUCAGCGCUUAUUGAGAUGAAGUGAUCUGGGUGUCUAUAGUGUCCCUUAAAAAAUGCGUCUGUUUGGCAGAUCAUGUUUUUCAAUUCUGUUUUGCACAGUUUGACAUCACACCAUGCAUUAAAAGCAAUAUUGCCUGGGAUAACGGACCCUUUGCUAAAUUGGAUAUGUAGAAUUUAGGGCAGAUCCGUUUAUGAUCUGCCCAUGGAUUAUAUUGCUUUGUCUCUUACAAGGCCUUGGCAUAUUUUGCAAUGACAAUUUGGUUUGUUAGCCUGGGGUAGGCACAAAUGAUAGAGAUAAUUACCAGAAAUGCUCCUUCACAUGUGCCUCCAUGUUUCGUUUUUAAAUUUUUUUUUAAAGCUUCUAAAGUAUUAAGCCAUUCAUUUCCCUGUGUAAUGGAGGGGAUAAAGUAUAAAUGUUUCAUGCAUUGCAUUAGAAAGGUUCUGUCACCCCAGAAUAGUUUUUCUGUUACCAGUUUUUAAGUCAUGAAAUCAAGCUUCUGCUUUUUUAUUCUUUAUUUGGUGUACUUCAAGGAAUAGCUGUUGUAUGACCAGAUGUUUUUUUCUUUUUUUAUUAAUAUACAGAGGGUUAUAGUUUUUGUUCUCCUAUAAUUUUGAAAUGAUUUCUUUUGUAACAUCGUUUUAGGGAUACAUUGUGUUGCAGGUCUCUUUGGGACUGAAGAACUUCGUUUUGCUCUCCCAUUGCAACCUGAAAGGGUUUGUUUUCUUAGCGUUGAUUUCAUGUUGGUAUUGCCUUGUUUUUCAGGAAGCGAUAGUUUCGGCGGUAGAGGAGGAAGAGAUGACUUCAACUCUGGUAAAGCAUGUCUGUUUUUGCUAUUGGGUCUAUCAAUUGUUCAUCUCGGUAUUGGGCUCUGCAUGUGACUUCUCAACAUAGUUUUUCUAUUCAACAUUCAAUCUAAGCCUUACCAAUCUUUCACAUACUUCUACUUCUAAUAUAUUAAUCUUCCUAAUUUGGGAAACUUUUCUUUCCACUUUUGUUAUGACUAUUUUAAUUCAUACUUUGUCCAUCAAAUGUCAGUGAUGCGUAAAACACAAAUUGGGGUAAUCAGCAUUGAAAUGUCUGUUAUACAGCUACAUGUUUGUUUUUGUUUUUUUGUUUUUUGCUUUUAAAGAGUGGUUUUGUGACUAUCCAAGCUCAAAUCAUUGGAAUACGUUCUGUUUGUGAUUGGCAGAUAAUCAAUAUAGUGUGUUAUAAAUCCUCUUGCCAUCAUUCAUGCAGUGGUAAAUGGUGUUUGUACUUUUUGAAACCUUAAAACAGAGCAAAUGUAUCUAGAACCGAAAGACUGAGCAAGGGAAUAUAGGUCUUAGAGAUUUAUCUUAAAAAUCAUGUAACAUUUUUUCAGCAGAAAUAUUAGACGUUUUUGCUCUGUGUGGCUCCUAGGAAAAAGAUGUUUUUAAAACACUGUUAGCACUAUUAUCAACUUAUCUUAUUGCAAUUGUAAUAGUGUCUUAUUUAGGUUCCUCGGUGUCUUGAUCUCCAGUGCUGUAUAUUUUAAAAGUUUGAAGGCUUGGAAGAGUGGAUUCAAGCCCUAUAGAUAAGAAUCUCUACUACGACUUCACCAGGUGUCUAGGGGUCUGCAAUCCUGUAGGUCUGCUCUCUCACACGUCUUGCAGUGAUGCCGGGAGUCGGAAUAUGAGGUCAGUCUGGCCCUGGCAUCACUAGACCGCAUGUAGAGCAAAAUGAGCUUGCAAAUGAUCAGAGUAGCUCCACUGGACCAAAGGUAGGGAGGAUGUGUGGACGUAAAUUUGAAAAACCAAAACACUAUUUAUUUUAAAUGAAUUUUACAAAUAUAGUACAGUGUUUUGGUCUUUUUCAUUUUCAGGAGCUUUGCAACUAAUUAAAAACGUUCAUAAAGAAUGCAUCUACUUACUUUUAUUCCAAAGCAAUUAGUCUCCUCGCAGCACUUUUCUCUGUUCAUGGUGAUGUCAUGAAGUCACAAGACCUUGUUCCAAUCUAAUAAUAAAAUAGUAUUUAAUCAGGAAAGGUACUUUCAGAUUACUCUGGUUUUCAAAUACAUCCUAGGGAUGUUACCUUAACCCAGCAUCCAGGGGUUUUUACUAUACCCAAUUUUUAUUUAAGAACAUUGUCGACCCUCUGCACGAUUGUGGCUUCACAAUCCACCAAUGAUAAGCCUUUCAUAGAGAAUCAUUGAACACAAUGAUUCACUCUGAGAAACCAUGAUUGUGACUCUGCGCAAGUAAACAAGUGGAUUGUUUGUCAGAGCAGCUCAUACCUCACUCGUUGUAACGCAGAAGCCCUAAACCUUUGACAUUAGCAUGCUAGUGCUAAUGUCACUGCAUGAGUAGACAUAAGAUCCGGGAGGUUACUGGCUCUCCAAUUCAGAGAGCUUAGAAGCCGCACUUUCGAAACCUUAAAACAACUGAACUAGAUCUAGUUGGAGUAUAGGAGCAGGGGGAAAUUUCUAAGGCACUUUAACAACUUCAGUAAGAUGAAACUGUUAUAGUGCCUACAGUGUUUCUUUAACGUUGCUAGGACAUUAUGGAACGUCCUAGUUUGAGCAAACGACACCUGGGGCUCCCCUCUGUCAACUGAGUCUAUAUUUAGUAGCCUCAGAUUAAAAGGACACUAUAGUUACCAGAACCACUACAGCUUAAUGUAGUGAUUCUCUUGUCUAUAGCCUCUCCUUCUAGGUUUUUCAGUGUAAAUGUUGCCUUUUCAGAAGAAACAGUAUUUACUUUGCUACUUAGAAACACCUCUAGUGGCAGUCACCCAGACUGCCACUAGAGGUGCUUUCUAGUCCAUUGUUUUACAGUGUUCAGCGUGUCCACACUCUGGAUGUAGGUGCUGAAUGUUCCCUAUAGAGAUGCAUUGAUUUUUGAGCAAUAAUUACCAGAAAUGCUCCUUCACAUGUGCAUCCAUUUUUCCGUUUAGUCUUAUUUUCAGCUUCUAAAGUAUUAAGCCAUUCAUUUCCCUGUGUAAUGGAGGGGAUAAAGUAUAAAUGUUUCAUGCAUUGCAUUGGAAAGGUUUUCUCACCCCAGAAUAGUUUUUCUGUUACCAGUUUUUAAGUCAUGAAAUCAAGCUUCUGCUUUUUUAUUCUUUAUUUGGUGUACGUCAAGGGAUAGCUGUUGUAUGACCAGAUGUUUGUUUCUUUUUUUUUAUUAAUAUACAGAGGGUUAUAGUUUUUGUUCUCCUAUAAUUUUGAAAUGAUUUCUUUUGUAACAUCGUUUUAGGGAUACAUUGUGUUGCAGGUCUCUUUGGGACUGAAGAACUUCGUUUUGCUCUCCCAUUGCAACCUGAAAGGGUUUGUUUUCUUGGCGUUGAUUUUAUGUUGGUAUUGCCUUGAUUUUCAGGAAGGGAUAGUUUAGGCUGUGGUAGGCACAAAUAAGAGCGAUAAUUACUAGAAAUGCUCCUUCACAUGUUCCUCUGUCUUUCCGUUGAGUUUUAGGAGUCAACAUAAUUGUGUAACGCCUGUAUCAGCAAGAACCUUUUAUCCUCAGCAGUCACUGUGGAGGGAUAUUGGGAACUGAAAAAAAUCUUUUCUGCCUGUUAACUUAUUUUUUUAAAUUUUAUUCAUUUUUGUCAUCAUUCUCUGAUUUUAAACAUAAAUCAAAGUAGUCCAUAAUUUGACUUUUGAAAUAUUUGUAUUCUGUUGGGAUUUAAAAAAAAAAAAAAAAAUCAAAUUUUGUAAAUACAAGUGUUUUAUGAUUCCUUUUCUUUGUGACAGAGCUGUUUUAGUGUGUUUUAACAUCUUGACACUUUCUGCCAUUUAUACAGUCUCUUCCUAUUAAUAACUUUUAAAUUAUUGCAAUAUAUUUGUAAAAAAAUUUUAACCUGGGAAGGUGGGGCAGCAUUGGGUGCUGUGAUUUGUUUAGUGCGUCAAUCACAGUGCGCAUUGCUUAUUUGAAUUGGUAUGGCUAGAAGGAAGUGUGUAAUCUUUGACUUACCUUCACCUCUAGUAGAGCCUGAGCUGUGCGUGGUCAGGGAGCCUUAAUUAGCGGUGAACUGCGUAGAAUCAAUUUGGUGUUUAUAGUGCAGUGUACAAAUGCCUCAUAAAUUUAAAAUAAAACCCGUUUUUCUCCAAUUAAUUUGCAAAAUUGGCUAACUGUAAGAUUACUUCACGUAACCACCUCAUGACUUAAAACAAUAGAAAGCCUGUUCAGUGUGUAAAAGUACUCAUAUUAAUACUCUUGUUUUUGUAUUUAAUGGAAACUCCAAGCACCAUAACCACUACAACUCAUUGCUUGUAGUGGUAGAAGGAUAUCAGUGCAGCACCAUGACUAUUACAAUAAGUUGCAGUGGUUAUGGUGCUUUAAAGGAACACUAUAGUGUAAGGAAUAAAAAGUUGUAUUCCCAACAAUAUAGUGCUGCUUCAAUGCUUUCUUUUGGAGCUUUUCUCAAGCUGGACAUCCUCAUGUUGAGCGUGUGGACGUUCAACUUUGUUUUUCCGAGUCAAACUGGUCUGGUGGACAGCCAGUAGAAGCAGUCUUAGUACUGCCAUGUAAACGUUGCAGUUUUAAUGACCCAGCAGCAAUUUGUCUUGUCGUGUUCAGCUGAAACUGAAGUAUGGUGCUCUGGGUUUUAUUUGAAUACCAAAUUCCCAUUUACCAAUAUUCACCUCUUGAUGGCGUGUUUGUAAAUAUAAACAUACCAGGCAAAUGUUUGGAAUAAACAGACUUGGACCGGUUUGUGCAAACCCUUCCAUGAUGGGAAGCUUGCUAAAACUUGUAAAUGUUUUGUUGACCUUUUUCAGUGACUAUAGUAAAAAUGUAUAUAGUACCAUAUAUCUGGGGUUGAGGGAGAGGUUUCUGUUUUAGAGGUGGGUGUUUUUCUAUUCGGAAGUAAGUGUGGCAGUAUUUAUUAUGUUUAUAUUUGAGCAUUUAAAGUUGCUUUUCUUGCAAUACAGUCUCCUGAUUUCAUCUUCCCUGAGUGCAGGUUGUAUUUGAAGACAUUGCUUUCAUCUUGGUAUUUACGAAACGCUAAAUGAUCCACCAUUGACUUAAUUCUUUCCAUCAUGUUUGAUAUUGUAAAUAAAACUUUCUUAACAUGAUCAUGCUUGCUUUUUUUUUUUUUCUUUUCUUUUUUUUUUAGGCUUUAAAGAUGAUGAUUUUUUAGGAGGCAGAGGCAGAGGGGGUCGUGGUGGUCCAGCUGAUCGACGAGGCCCUCCACCUUCUGCAGGAGGCCCUGCUCGUUUCAGAGAUGCACCGCGCGGUGGUUCAAUGGAUUUCCGAGAACCAUCAGAAGGUUUGCGAUCGAAACCCUUUUUAAGCUUAUUUCAUAGUUAGUGAGUUAGAGGCCUGACUUGAAUUAGGUGUUUCAAACAACCAAUAAACUAUUUUUUGGUGUAGAGCAUUUCAAUUUAGAGUUCUUAUCUAUAUUUUGUUCAUCUAUUGUGUCCAAGAAAAUUGAAGUAGUCCAUCUAAUGUAAUUUUCAGCUUAUUUAAAUUGGCCAAAGCUGGUACACUAAAUCUGGUUUUCCAUGAAGUUGUUAAAAUGUUUUAUAAAUGUGUAUUUUUAUUUAUUUUCAAGCAAGUCAUUGGUUCAAAACAAAUGCUUUAUGCAACUCAUUGUUAUUGUUAGAGAAAGCCAAAGAAGCCCUUUGAUCUUUUCUUUUCUGCAUGGAUGCAGUCUGAAGUGACAUAAUCAGUAGAUUACUCUUUGAAAGACUAUGAAGCUAAAUUAGGGAAUCCAAAUCUGUUUUUGGCUACAUCUAGUAUCUUCCCAGAGCACAGACUGUUAAUAUAUUUCACUAAAGCAGGGGCCAAAGGACAAUAGAAACGCAGACCUAAUCAAAUACACCAAUAAACCGAAUGGCUGUACAAGUAAAUUAACUUGAAGAUGGUACGCACCACUUGCUUUAAGCCCAUGAAGGACAAAUGAAUGAAAUGCACCAGGAUCUGGGGUUAAAAUUUAUUUUUACCCAGCCUCCUGAGGUGAAAUAUGGAUUAGCAACAGCUCAAUAAAAUAUGUCUAGUUAAAGCAGCUGCCCAAACUAAUAGAGGCAACAAAUAUAUAAUGACUGAAUAUAGGUGCACCUAUACAGAGUAUUUCAUAUUAUACAAGUGUGUGUGUAUUAUUAUUUAUUAUUGGUAUUUAUAUAGUGCUAACAAAUUCCGUAGCACUUUACAAUAUUAUUGGAGGGGGGAUUUAACAAUGAAUGAGACCAUUACAAAAAGUUACGGAACAGUAUGAUGAAGAGGGCCCUGCUCAAACGAGUGUGUGUAUGUAUAUGUGUGCAUAUAUGUGUGUGUAUAUAUGUAUGUGUGUGUGUAUAUAUGUAUGUGUAUAUACACAUUCCAAAAGUGACCUAAACAUAGCAGUGAGAGAGAAUGUGAAUUUUUAAUUUAAUAGCAUUUUUGUCUGUAAUGUCUUAAAGGGUUUCUCCAACCUCCCAUCCCUUUUUUUUUUUUUUUAAAUGGUAAGUUAUUUUUUUUACACCUUUAAGUAAUGCCCUCUUAGCAUUAUUUACCAGGGUGCCCCCUCCCAAACACAUAGGAUUCUCAAUUAAGGUUUUACUUGCCUUCAUCUAGCGAAGCUCUCUGCACAGUUUAGCGCACCCACCAUGACGAACGUCACCUGAGCAGCUCCGAGGUCCGAUCAAAGGCUUAUCAUAGAGAAAUCUUUGAUAGGUACAUAUACCUGGCUCUUAUCGCGUAGGAUAGUGAGAUGGGAGGGCUACAAUGAAGGAAUAAUGGGGAACCAAUCUUUCCCUUGCAUACACACUGCCUGCAGGGGGAAGAUUUUCACGACAGAUGGUUUUUAUGCACUGAAUUGACAUUGGCAACCCGGAAUAGAGUUCUGGGCUACCAAUGUUACCUAUGCUGGGGAUGUAACUAGCCAAAAGCACACAAUUAAAAAAAUUACUUUGAAUGUGCAGUGUUUCAAGCUGAAUCAGUACACAUACUGACUUCUACUCCCAUGACCACUUCAAACCACUGAAGUAACCUGUUAAAAGGCUACUUCAGCAACCUACAAUUUUUGGUGUAAUAGUCAGAUCUCCUGAUUGUGUUUAAUAUGAAUUAUUAAUAUGUUUUGCAAAUCAUUCUAUCCCUCACUACCAUUAAACUACAAAUAAAGCUGUACUUGAUAUCAGGAAUUGGGUUUCUGGGGGUUGUAGUUCACCUAUAGACUGUAAACUCGUUUGAGCAGCGCCCUCUUCAACCUAUUGUUCAUGUAAGUUUUUGUAAUGGUCUCAUUUAUUGUUAAAUCUCCCCCGUUGAUAUUAUUGUUAAGCACUAUGGAAUAUGCUGGCGCUAUAUAAAUACCAGUAAUAAUAAUAAUGUGUUUGCAAUCUACAGUAGAAAACUGACAUUUCCAAGGGCUCAUAGAAAAUCCUGCACAGCCUUGAGGUUUAUAGAAAAUGCACGAGCCUUUAUUAUGUGAGCCUUUCUUUUUGAUUUGUUUUUGCAUGGUUUUUAAUACUGUAGUAUGCAGUGUAUUGAAGAAGAUUAAAUCAUGUCUGGAAUAAUAUGGCUUUCUUAUUUUGCACUAAUACAGAGGAGAGAGCACAGAGACCACGACUUCAGCUUAAACCCAGGACGGUUGCCACGCCCCUCAAUCAAGUAGCCAAUCCAAACUCUGCCAUCUUCGGAGGUGCUAAACCCAGAGAAGAACUUGGUGAAAAGCCGAAGGAAUAA
Messenger RNA from Pelobates cultripes (western spadefoot toad), 30813 nucleotides. Lineage: Eukaryota; Metazoa; Chordata; Amphibia; Anura; Pelobatidae. The record is from the annotation of a GenBank genome assembly.